Messenger RNA from Triticum dicoccoides, 2533 nucleotides. RefSeq names its product disease resistance protein Pik-2-like. The coding region runs from base 1468 to 2439 and encodes 323 amino acids. Gene Ontology annotation, molecular function: ADP binding. The record is from RefSeq and is a predicted model, not a curated record. NCBI's taxonomy places the organism in Eukaryota, Viridiplantae, Streptophyta, Magnoliopsida, Poales, Poaceae. The transcript is spliced from 6 exons.
AAAAGGAGAAAAAGAGUCCCCUCCGCAAUGCCAAGGAUGCUUUUGUUGUUCCUUUUGGUGUUUCAUGUGGAGUAGCUAGCCUGAGAUAGGGGUUCAAAGCAGCCUGACAUUAAUAUGCAGGGUUCAAAACAGUCUGAGAGGCAGAAAACGUGGGUUCAACAGAACAAGAGCUGCCUCCCAGAUUGUUCAGGAUGCUAGCUACUUCGACAUGAAACAACAAAAGGAUGAAGACGUACUAAUCUGCUGCUGCUGUAAUUAUCACUGUAAUUACCCUUACACGGACUACGUGGACACGUCUGCCUGCAUCCCUACAGGUGGUUCAACUAUCACUGUCUCCGCCAUCCGCUUAACCUCUCACUCGUGUAGGAAGCAAUCAUCAAUGCUGAACUGGGCGAUGAGUUGUUCUUCUGCUGAUUGGUUCAACGCCUGCAGGUCAAUCCGAGAGAGUGUUAUUUUAAAUAAACAAACCAUCCAUGAAAAAAGGAGGGAGCACCUAAGAAAUAAUUUAGAGGCCAACGACCUGCUGGUGUAGGGGCCCUGUUGGAGAUGCUCUAAGAAAACAAAUGACUAAUCCUUCCAUGCAAAGCCAUAUUAUAUGCUGGCGUAGUGCUACUAGUAGCUGUUGCUUCCUCUGUUAAUGAUGUAACCAAUUCAUUAGCCAUAAAAUAGACACAACCUGCCUCGCCCGUUGACCUCCUAACCACGCUCCUCAGCCUUACUUGGUAGUCCCAUCGACAUCUCUGAUCUCGUUUCUUGGUGUUGUAUCUUUGGCGACUCCAUUCUUCAAUGCGGCUGAACAACAAGUGGUUGUUGAUUUCUAUCAAGACUUGUGAUCGAGCCAGCUUGCAUUUGGUUGCAGAAAUAUUAUUUACCUGCAGAUCGACCGAGCUGCUACAGCUCUUGUUUACCUAGCAUCGCAGCAGGUAAAUCUUUUGAGCUAGUUUGGAUUCUCCAGUUCAAUGGCAUGUUCAACAAUGGUAAAAUAGACACUGCUAACCUACGCGACUCCAUUCUUCAUUGCGGUUGAACAAGAAGUGGCUGUUGAUUUCUGUCAAGGCUUGAGAUCUAACCAGCUUGGUUGCGGAAAUCUUGGGUGCAUUGUUGGUCGGGGAACUUGAUCUGUGGUGCGCCGCUCUCUUCUCCUGCGGUUCGGGCACACUUCUUAUUUACCUCGCAUCGCAGCAGAUAAAUCUUUUGAGCUAGUUUGGUUGUUUUAGAGUACGAUGCUAUGGUUCACCAAUAGUAAGAACUUCAAUUUUCACCUCUCUUAGCGAUAGGCUAGCCGGCUGUGGGCAUCCAGGAGCUGGUGGCCUGUCGAGCGGGUGUGCCCGAACUGAUUCACCUGCUCAUCCUUGGGAAACAGAGUUGACUUUUGAAAGAUGUAAACGCUACCACAUAGAUGGAACAGAUCCAGAUGUUUCAAGUCUGAAUGAAUGUGCAGCACAAACCAAAGAUCGAGCGACUGUGAUGGAGGCCGUGGUGAGCGCCUCCCAGGGAGCCGUGCAGAUCCUGUUGGGGAAGCUUGGCAACGUCCUUGCCACCAAAUAUGCGCUUCUCGGCGGUGUUCGUGGGGAGAUCCAGGAGCUCAAGGAUGAGCUCGAGAGCAUGACCCCGUGUCUCCGCGACCUCGCGGAUGACGAUGAUCACAACGAACAAACCAGGAUUUGGAUGAAACAAGUGAGGGAGGUCGCGUUCGAUGUGGAGGACUGUGUGGACAGGUUCUGGCAUCACCUCAGCGAGAAUCAUGGAGACCGUCAAGGACUCCUGGAAUACCUCCAUAGGAUGUUCAACAUGGUGCGAACAUUGAGGGUGCGGCACAAGAUGGCUACCGAUAUCCAGGGCCUCAAAUCUCGUGCCCAGAAAGUGAGUGAUCGGAGGCUCAGGUACACGUGCACUCAGAAAGUGAGUGACGACCUGGCUGGACGAUCGGGCAAAGCGCUUGAUACUUCGUACAGCCACCUCGACAACCUGGACCGCUGGCUGCCAGCAAUACAUGGUGACGGGUCCGGGCUAGUCGGGAUGGGCAACAUGACUGAUGCCGUGGUUAGCCUGCUGAACGAGCAACGCCAGGCGGCGGGGAGUCCCCGAGUGCUGUCCAUAGUGGGGUUUGGUGGUCUCGGCAAGACCACCCUCGCGGCGACCGUCUACAACACCCCAGAGUUGGGCGGUAUCCAGUGCCGUGCUUUCGUUCCAGUGUCCCAGACAUACGACACCCGUUCUCUUCUUGAGUCCAUGUUGAAGCAGCUUUCGGCUAAAGCUGACAAUGAUGAACAUGAAGAUCUCCUCAGGAACAUUAGACGCUGGGACAUAAGCAAACUAGUUGACAAUAUCAAACAACGUUUGAAGCAGAAGAGGUACGUAGUUAACCACUUUUAUUACUAUUAUUUUUUAAGUAGUGUCUUCUUAUGGCAUAUAUUCCCUCUGUUUCAAAAAAUAUAAAGAUGUUAUAGUUUUGUCUUCCAGUGAAACUCCUUUCAAUCUGACCAAGUUUAAAGUGGGGAGAUUUAUAGUUUUUCACCUACCCACAGUGCCA